AUGGUAUUUAGCGUCGAGUACAAGUACACGAUCAGAUUGGUAUUGAAACUGGGCGAGCGUAAAUUUGCGCAUGAUCUGGUGUGCUUAAUGGGCACAAAUGGAGUAGAUCCGACCGAGCAGUACAAGGCGCUACGUUUGCGUAAAACUGGUGACGUGUUUAAUACGAUGCAUAAAGCAGGCUAUGGCUGCGACGAAGCCACCUACGACCCUGUGAUUGGGGCAGCUAUUCUUUUGAAAAAGAGCGACUUGGUGUUUCUUGACGACACGAUGAAGUUUGGAGCCUCUCCAAAGCUUUCGAUGCAAAUUUUCCCACCGGUAGUGGGAACAGCAGUCAAAACAAAGCAAGACCAGUGCCGCGUUGCGGCAGGCUCACGAGAAGACGGAUCUCCAGGUAACUGUGGUUAA
Phytophthora nicotianae INRA-310 is the source of this 405-nucleotide messenger RNA. RefSeq lists its product as hypothetical. NCBI's taxonomy places the organism in Eukaryota, Oomycota, Peronosporomycetes, Peronosporales, Peronosporaceae. The record is from RefSeq and is a predicted model, not a curated record. The transcript is spliced from 2 exons. Bases 1 to 405 code for a protein of 134 amino acids.